This is a messenger RNA of Lutzomyia longipalpis, 1918 nucleotides long. Its product is annotated as zinc finger protein ubi-d4. The transcript has a single exon. The coding region runs from base 411 to 1277 and encodes 288 amino acids. Lineage: Eukaryota; Metazoa; Arthropoda; Insecta; Diptera; Psychodidae. The record is from RefSeq and is a predicted model, not a curated record.
ACACUCAAAAAAAAAACUCACCUACACAAAAUGUCAGAGUGAGAGGAAAGUAUGAACAUUGAAAACCUUUUAACAGAGCCGGUCGACUGCCACGCCCUCUAGUAUGAACCUCCAUUAGAGUGAGAUAACUGCAUGCACCUCUCUUGCUCUUACGUACAUAAAUUGUGGUGGAGAACAGUUGUCAUCUGUCAAAAUUGGAGUUUUUGAGAGGGAUUAAUUGCUAUAUUUCCGGCUGAUCCGCGCAAAAUUCCUGCGUGGGGCAAUGCUGGUGGUGCAAAAGUAGCCAGCGGUGGUGUCUAUUGUGCAGGAGAGUGUGUGGUGUGGUGCAAAAAUGCCAUUGAAAAUUUCCACCAUCGCCAUCUGCCAUUGAAAUUGCAACCCCGAAGUGAGAUAUUUUUUCGCUCGGCAAAAUGUCCUCUGUGGACAUACAAAUUGUGAGCGCACCCAACUUGGAGAAGAUUGAGAACUUCCUCAAUGACUCCACGUACCGGGAGACGAUUGAGUAUAGCGCCAACUUCAACACGAGGCUGUGCCUGGAGAGGAGACUCCGGCUGCCCUUCCUGGAUCCACAGACGGGCGUCGCGCAGAACCACUGUUCGCUGUAUAUGAGUCGGCGGCAGCGGAUGCCGGGAUUCAGGGAGGGGCAGAUCUACACGUACCCUGCGACACGAUGGCGCAAAAGUCGCCGGCAGUACUUGACCAAGAUGUUUAGGCCCUUUGGGGGAUUGCGACGGGUGGAUCCGGUACCACCACCAGAUGCCGAUAGCGACUUCAACGGUACCCUUCUGGAGGAAUCUUCGUCCCUCGGUGGGGCCGACACGAGCGACAGCAAGGACAGCCAGAACCUAAAGGAGGAACUGCCAAAGGACUGGUUCUACGAUGACAUGGACAUGAAUGACUUGGACCAAUUGGAUGAACCCAAGAGUCCCGACGAUGAGUACGACUACGAUCCCCGCUAUGGGAAUAAGAAGAGAAAAAAGCGUGCCAAGCCCGGCCGAAAGCCCAUGACCACACUGCAUCCGGAUGCACCACGCAAGGGUCGACCCCCGGGCGGAGGUGUGGCUGGCGGUGCUCGGGGCCGUGGUCGACGUAAGAAUCCCGCUCCGGCCGCUACAAUGGCCACGGGGAGUGGGGCAACGAGCGGUGGGCGACUCGUGGAGGUACCCAGCCCGCCGACGAUCGAACCGCCGUCGUUUGAGUCCGCCGCCGCUGCGGUCGCAACGACGGACAACAGCAGCCCCAACAGCGAACUCAGAAGCUAUCGGAAGUACCUGUAGGACACGCCCCGGCAGCCGACGUUAUCACAAACGCCACGGGACAAAACACCGUAGUUCGCGAAGAAGCAACCCCUGCUCCCCCUAUGUACAUAUCCUCUUUGAUUCUCUUAUAUAUAUAUUUAAUUCUUAUGCCGGCGCUAUCGAAGUUCACCGGCCCUGUCGCAAUCAUCACAAGAAAAACUUCCUGGUAUAUUUUCCCAAAAAAUUAAAAAGAAAAUCCCCAAUUUCCCAAUUUCUUCCCUUAUCUUUUAUCUCCUUCAACGCCCAUUCCUUUCUUCCCCAUCCUCGAUAUAGCCUUGACAGACCUAAGGCUUAAGUACGUAACUUAAGUCAUAUGUCUCCAAGGACUAUAAACUUGCAUUACUAGACUAUUGUGAGACAUUAAAAAAAACUAUUUAUGGGGUCCACUUGAGUGAACAAAAAAAAACCACACAAGAAAAAAUCACCUGGGACAUUAUUUAUUGUGGAAAAAGGUUUUAAAAAAAUAAAAUUCGAUAUGAUUCUUUCCUUGGAAAUGAUGGAAAAAUUCGCUAUUUUGCAGAAUUGCAAUUUAAACCAAAAUGUAGUGAAUUAUGUAAGUUUGGUAAAAAAUUACAACAAAAAAAUUAAAAUAAAUAUAAAAAAUUUGGAUUCUAAAAAAA